GUCAACGCGAAACUCCCGUCGGUGGUAUUCGAAGUUUCGCCAAAUUUCAUGGGCGAACGACUGGGACACGGAAGGGAUAAGAGUGAGAGAAAAUUUGGAUUUUAGUGGACUCAGCGUUUUAAAAUUGUUUGUCGUGUGGGUGGAUUCGCAGAAGCGACAACGACGACAAGAAUGAGCGAGCUUGUUUGGGGAAUAAAGAACGGCGAUCUCGAGCAAGUGCGAGAUAUCGUCGAGAACAAGAAUAUUGAUGUAAAUCAAAUGAUUGAUGGGAGAACACCACUACAUUAUGCGGCGGACUAUGGCCAGAGUGAGGUUGUCAGAUACCUGUUGGAAAAAGGAGCAAAUGCUAAUGCAACAGAUAAGCAUGGAAUCACGACAUUGCUGGCAGCAAUUUGGGAAGGACACACAAACUGUGUGAAACUGCUGCUGGAAAAAGGCGCUAAGCCAGAUGGCUUAACGCCGGAUGGCACGAGCUACUUGGAUGCAGCUGAAAAAGAUGAGAUUAAACAGCUCUUGAAACUCCACUAGCAUAAAACCAAACAAAAUCAAGCGAAAUCAUAAUUUUGUUACUUUAGUAUGUUAAUGUUCCUCCUUAUAGAGAGAAAGAGAGAUACAGGGAAAGAAAGAGAGUGAGAAAGAGUAUUCUACUCCAGCUUUGUUUUUAUUUCUCGCCUAUGACGACUAGGGUAUCGUAUUUAAACGCUCUAAAUGAGUAUAUAGAUAUGUGGAUGCUGUUUUAUAAUAAUAUGAUAAUAACAAUUAUAUUGCAUGUCGAGAGAGUGUAUGAUAAAAGAGUUCACAUUUAUUCUUGCGAUAAUUAAUUGAUGGUUCUAAAUACACGUAUAAGUUACGAAUUUACGAUGACAAGAGAGAUAUUAUUAUUCUUCGCAACUAAGAAGACAAGUUACGAAAGUUAGUUUAGUUUAAACUUUACAGUCGUAUGAUAUACAUAUAAAUGUAUUUUGAUAUAUUUUAUAAAAACAGUAAGCGGCUUUUACAAUUGUUUGUUAUUAAUUUAUAAAUCCUGAGAACUUUUUUAUACAUUUUUACGUCGUAAAUAUAUAUUCCAUUUUAUACCUGAUAUUUUUGUCGCGGUAGAUUCUCUGUAUAUUCUUAAGCAAAGUGCUAAACUCUCCUGUUGGGAUUAUUCGUCUGCUAAGUUGAGUUUUCCAAACGAGAUAUUUUGUAUGUGUAAAUUGCGAUAAAAAAAAAAAAAAAAAGUAGUUUACAUUUGUAAUGCUAACGUCGUAAUGUGUUUAACGAAUGCUAAGAAUGUACAAUAAUCAAAAAUAAUAAGUAAAUACAUAAUUGUUAUGAACAUUG
Messenger RNA from Pseudomyrmex gracilis, 1323 nucleotides. RefSeq names its product myotrophin-like. The transcript is spliced from 3 exons. Gene Ontology annotation, biological process: regulation of barbed-end actin filament capping. The coding region runs from base 172 to 528 and encodes 118 amino acids. The record is from RefSeq and is a predicted model, not a curated record. Gene Ontology annotation, cellular component: nucleus; cytoplasm. NCBI's taxonomy places the organism in Eukaryota, Metazoa, Arthropoda, Insecta, Hymenoptera, Formicidae. Gene Ontology annotation, molecular function: protein binding.